CCACCGUCGCGGAUCGCCAGACGGCGCUCGUCGACGGUGCGCGUGGGCUCAAGGUGCGCUCGAGUGUGCGUCGACUGUGUUCUGGCUGCCAGUCGGUCAGGCGCAAGGGCACCGUCUUCAUCCUGUGCUCGCUCAACCCCAAGCACAAGCAGCGCCAGGGCUGAAGCACCCUUCGAGCCUGUCUUUGUACCCCCCUCGUCGUUUGUUCGUGACCCACCCUCCCCUGUGUAACCUCGUUCGCUUGCCUCG
Messenger RNA from Rhodotorula graminis WP1, 249 nucleotides. RefSeq lists its product as uncharacterized. The transcript has 2 exons. The annotation marks the transcript as partial. The record is from RefSeq and is a predicted model, not a curated record. NCBI's taxonomy places the organism in Eukaryota, Fungi, Basidiomycota, Microbotryomycetes, Sporidiobolales, Sporidiobolaceae.